GUCGGGCAGGUGUCGCUUUGCGGCUGUCGUUGCGGCAGAUUUCAUCAUGCAGUGAGGUGUGUGAUGCUCGUACUGAUCCCUCCCCGCCCUGCUGUCUCUGCGACAUCUGCCCGGCUCCCUGUGUCAGCUCACCCGGCACACCCCGAGCUCCAGCCCGGAUCCCCAGAGUGUCCCCUCACCCGGCGCCCCCCGGAGCCCGCCCCGCCAUGGAGCUGAAUGUGGAGGAGACGCUGGCGCCCCUCAGGCUGGCGGUGAAAGAGCAGGGUGACCUUGUCAGGAAGCUGAAGGAGGAGAAGGUUCCUCAGGUGGAUGUGGACCGGGCAGUGGCAGAACUGAAGGCCAGAAAAAGAACCCUGGAGGCCAAGGAAUUAUCUCUGCAACCCAAAGAUGACAUUGUGGACCGAACCAAGAUGGAGGACACUCUAAAGAGACGUUUCUUUUACGAUCAGGCCUUUGCUAUAUACGGAGGGGUCAGCGGUCUCUAUGACUUCGGACCGGUCGGCUGCGCUUUAAAGAACAACAUCAUCCAGACGUGGAGGCAGCACUUCAUCCAAGAGGAGCAGAUCCUGGAGAUCGACUGCACUAUGCUCACCCCGGAGCCCGUCCUCAAGACGUCCGGACAUGUUGAAAAGUUUGCAGAUUUCAUGGUUAAAGACGUCAAGAACGGAGAGUGCUUUCGGGCCGACCAUCUUCUUAAAGCUCAUCUUCAGAAGUUGAUGUCUGACAAGAAGUGCACAGCUGAGAAGAAAGCGGAGAUGGAAAGCGUCCUGACACAGAUGGACAAUUACGGGCAACAAGAACUCGCCGAUCUCUUCGUAAAAUACAACGUGAAAUCUCCCAUCACGCUCAACGAUCUAUCGCCUCCGGUGUCUUUCAAUCUCAUGUUCCAAACGUCCAUCGGCCCCGGUGGCAACAUGACAGGGUAUCUGAGACCAGAAACUGCACAAGGAAUCUUCCUCAACUUCAAGCGUCUCUUAGAAUUUAAUCAGGGAAAACUGCCAUUCGCUGCUGCUCAGAUAGGGAACUCCUUCAGGAAUGAGAUCUCCCCCCGCUCCGGACUCAUCAGAGUGCGGGAAUUCACAAUGGCAGAAAUAGAGCACUUUGUGGACCCCAGUGAGAAGAAUCACCCCAAAUUUGGGAAUGUGGCGGACUUGAACAUCCUCUUGUAUUCCUCCAAAGCUCAGCUUAGCGGGGAGUCUGCAAAGAAAAUGAGGCUCGGGGACGCUGUGGAGCAGGGCGUCAUUAAUAACUCUGUCCUUGGAUACUUCAUCGGAAGGAUCUAUCUGUACCUCACUAAAGUUGGAGUCUCUCCAGAAAAGCUCAGAUUCCGGCAGCACAUGGAGAACGAGAUGGCGCACUAUGCCUGCGACUGCUGGGACGCCGAAACUAAAACCUCCUAUGGAUGGAUAGAAAUAGUUGGCUGCGCUGAUCGUUCCUGUUACGAUCUUUCUUGUCACGCUAGAGCUACAAAAGUGCCGCUUGUCGCGGAGAAACCACUUAAAGAACCCAAAACCAUAAAUGUCGUCCAGUUUGAGGCCAAUAAGGGAGCAAUCGGCAAAGCGUACAAGAAAGACGCUAAGCUGGUAAUGGAGUAUCUCGCCAUCUGUGACGCCCGCUACGUCUCAGAGAUGGAGAAGCUUCUGGAAGAAAAAGGGGAAUUCACUAUUGAAACAGAAGGGAAAACUUUUAACCUGACGAAGGAAAUGGUCAGCGUGAAGAAAUUUCAGAAAACGAUACAUGUGGAGGAAAUUGUGCCAAAUGUAAUUGAGCCCUCAUUUGGUCUGGGGAGAAUCAUGUACAGCGUUUUCGAGCACACAUUCCAGGUCCGACAAGGGGACGAGCAGAGGACGUAUUUUAGUUUUCCAGCUAUCGUAGCGCCAUACAAGUGUUCGGUGCUUCCUCUAAGCCAAAAUCAGGAGUUCAUGCCUUUCGUUAAGGAGCUGUCUGAAGCUUUAACCAGGAACGGGGUGUCGCACAAAGUAGACGACUCCUCCGGAUCCAUUGGGAGGCGCUAUGCCCGGACGGACGAAAUCGGCGUCGCCUUCGGCAUCACAAUAGACUUCGACACGGUGAACCGCACGCCGCACACGGCCACUCUCAGAGACCGCGACACGAUGCGACAGAUCAGGGCCGAGGUUUCUGAACUCCCAGGGAUCGUCCGAGACUUGUCAAACGGUUUCCUCACUUGGACGGAGGUGGAAAAGAAAUAUCCAGUGUUUGAAGGACAAGAGACCGGAAAGAAAGAGACGACGGAAGAGUGACGGGACAGCGCAACCACUUUUUACCGUUAAUAUUAAGCCUUUUAUCGAAUUGACAAUUAAGGGAACAGGUGUCGUACGAUGCUGCGGGGGGCGCCCUCUGAUACGGGCCCUACCAUUCCCAGUCUCUGUCAUUAAACAGUGUAUGAUGCUCA
This is a messenger RNA of Hyla sarda, 2413 nucleotides long. It is a transcript of the gene GARS1, whose product is annotated as glycyl-tRNA synthetase 1. Gene Ontology annotation, molecular function: ATP binding; glycine-tRNA ligase activity. Bases 207 to 2261 code for a protein of 684 amino acids. Gene Ontology annotation, biological process: mitochondrial glycyl-tRNA aminoacylation. The transcript is spliced from 17 exons. Lineage: Eukaryota; Metazoa; Chordata; Amphibia; Anura; Hylidae. The record is from RefSeq and is a predicted model, not a curated record. Gene Ontology annotation, cellular component: cytoplasm; mitochondrion.